AUGGCAUCCACUCCUUCGAAUCGCCAUCUCAAACUGGCGCCCUCCAACACUCCAGCCACCUCGCCGAACUCCAGAUUCCCGGGCCGCGGAAAGGCCCAGGAGCCGAGCUUGUUCUUGAAACGGGUCAUCGGCACGACUUGCAGCUCGCCCACCGGCUUUGACUCGGUCGAUCGCUGCUUUUGCUAUAUAGCAGGAGGGGCUGUCGUCGUGGCGGGUUUGGACGGCAGCCAACUUUUUUACCGCGCUCGUCCUACAGCAGUGCCUGUCUUCAGCGUCGCCCCAGUCCAGCACGGCUCCUCUGGCCUUUACGCCACCCCUAAAGCAAACGACGCAAGGAACAGGGUGGCAGUCGCUCCGCGAGAUCCCAUUCACUCGUCACCGUCUGACAGGGGCGACUCCCCGGCGUCGAAAACAUGGACCAGUCGCGAGCGAAUCAAAGCCGCGACAUGCGUAUCCUUGAGUCGGGACGGAAGGUUCCUAGCUGUCGGCGAAACUGGCUAUUCUCCAAGAGUCCUCAUCUUCACCCUGAAGGAGGGCUCGUCUUCAGAUCAGCCUCUGGUUUCGAUAAACGAACACGCCUUCGGUGUGCGAGCAGUGGCAUGGUCUCCAGACGGCAGAUUCCUCGCCUCUCUCGGCGAUCCCAAUGACGGGUUUCUAUUUAUCUGGAAAAUCGAUCCGAGGACUGGGUCUGCCAGAUUGUUCCAACAAAAUCGGUGUACUGCCCAAGUCAAUGGAAUGAUUUGGCUGGGCAGCACCCUAGUCUCCUUUGGAACUCGACAUGUCAAGGCUUGGAAGGUGGUCGAUGAGGUGCAGCGGCCACCUUCGCCCCCGAAGAGGAGCCUGACGCCACAGGAAGCCCAGAAGACUUUGACUGGGAGAAACGUCUUGCUUGGGUCUCUACUGGAGGCGAGCUUCAGAUGCGCAACACCUGUUGAUGAGGCUCACGCACUCCUCUGCUCCGACGCUGGCGACAUAUGUAUCCUGGACGACAGCACUGGACAGAUAAAGCUCACACCUGCAGCUGAGACGGGAUUCCCAGUCACCUGCUGCACAAUACGUGGCUCAGUCGCACUGCUGGGAAGCAAAGAUGGCCAAUUUGUCACCCUUGACGUUAGCACACUCAAUAUUGAAGCUGCAACCAUCUCUGCACCCAAGCUUGCCAAGGGAGAAUCAGGGCUGAGCGGCUUCGCUGUUAUGGGAGUCGUCCAAGAUCAACUCGUCACGAUAGACUCAGAGCGGUCCAUUGAGAUUUGGGAGGCAGAUCAACUGCCCAACAAGUCUGCCCAGCAGUCGACGCCAAUCAGGCUAGCCGGGCAGAGUGACCCUGUGCUCGGUGUCCAACCGCUCACCAUGUCUGAUGAGACGGACCUUGCCUUCUUCACGUGGUCAAAAUCCGGAAAGGUCCUUCUUUGGGAUUUGGAUGGCAUAGUCAAGCACAGCUUUGAUAUUCCUGUGGACGACUGUCAUUUGGGUAAUGAGACAGACCCGCAGAACCAGCUGUGCGUGGUACGAGCGGACAGUGGGCGCAUCUUUGCCUCUGGGGAUAGGGCGGGCGUAUUUCGAAUAAUAGAUCGCUCCACAGGACAGCAACUCCUGGAGACCAAGGCCCAUUCAUCCGAAAUCACUCACGUGGCUUACCAAAGCAAUGCCUCGAGGACCAUCAUUGCAACAUGUGGACGAGAUCGCACUGUCCAGUUAUUUCAACGACUGUCUGAUGGCUCCUUCGAUCUCUUGCAAACGCUUGAGUUCCCUGCCAGGGUGACUCAUCUGAUAUUGUCUUCAGAUGACAGAUUGAUCACUUGCUCCAUGGAUCGCAAUAUCCAAGUCUAUGAGCUGGUCACCAAGCAAGGAGAGGCAGACUCCUUGGCCGCAAUCUACUCCCGGUCCAUCUCGCUCAAGGCAUCUCCGGUUUCUAUGGUCCUGGAUUCCGACUGCAGAUCAAUCUUUGUGUCCAGCCUGGACCGAUCCAUUUGUCGCUUUGACAUUGAGACUGGCCGGCAAACAAACACAUUCAAGUGUACAGAUGAGAAUGGCACCGAAAACGCUGUGGUCGAUUCGCUCCAUUUUGGCCCGUCCAAGCGCGACGAAAUUCCUACCAUCAUCGGGAUAUCCAACACAGACAAAUCUGUCAGGGUAUACGAUUCUCAGAGUGGGGCCUUCAUGGAUCGUGAAUGGGGUCACACGGAAUCGAUCAAUGGUGUCACAUUGGUAGACAGCGGGGAAGCAACCCGCAAAGUCGUCAGUGUAGGAUGUGAUGGAACAAUCAUGAUAUGGGCCUUGGACCUGAGAGACCCUGAACUGAGGGCAGGGAUUUCCACGACCUUCUUCCUCCGGGGGACGGCGAUCGCCGCCAACGAGGAGCCUUCGUCAUCGCAAGUCUCGACAAAACAUAUCUUCAUCCUCAGUCAAAACACCAACCACCACACAAUCCGGGGAAUGCCCUUCUCCAGAAAGUCCGGCAACAGCUCGCCUAACUCGAAGACCGUCUCUUCCAGCUCUCGGCGGCAACCCGUCCCAUCCCACAGCACGGAAGAAGUCCAGCGCGAUCAGCCUGCGGUCGUCCUACGGGGCCGGAUCGCUGCAGACGGCAACCGAGCAGACUGCCGACAACUGCGCACAUACCGAAGCAAGCUCUCAUCCGCGGACACCAUCUCUUCCGAAGCGAUGGCGGAGCUAGAAAACGAGCUGCGCCUCACGACUGCCGCCCUGUGCGAGCGAAUCAGCAGAGACAGCCAGGCUGUGAGCGAGUCCAUGCUGAGCGGACUGCUCAACCAGUACAGCGAGAGGCUGGUCAGUAUGCUCGAUGAGCGGCUGAGGCUGAGGCUGUCCGAGGCCCAGUUCAACGGUGGUAGGAGUGGGGAGAGCAGCCCUACUCUCUUGACACCUUCUAGCACCUUUGGAGUUGAGCGCGUGCGGCCGAGGACGGCUGGCGAGGGGACGAGAAAACCCUCUAAUUGA
Molecule: messenger RNA, 2958 nt
Organism: Diaporthe citri
Lineage: Eukaryota; Fungi; Ascomycota; Sordariomycetes; Diaporthales; Diaporthaceae
Exons: 3
Coding region: 1-2958 (985 amino acids)
Biological process (GO): mitotic spindle organization; regulation of mitotic cell cycle
Cellular component (GO): mitotic spindle
Molecular function (GO): protein binding
Source: RefSeq, a predicted model, not a curated record